UGCAAGUACCAGGUACCAGUCAUGCGCAUCGAAAUAUCAGAAUAAUUACAAAUGGCCGCCAAGAAGUAACUCGAGUACAGCCGCAAUAAACAAACGAAUAAAAAAAAGUCGUUCUAAAUUAGUUUAAUAUCCUGUUGGGUGUUGUUAUAAACAGAAGAAUAAAAAAUUAAUUAUUAUUUAAAAGAUGGAAACACUUAAUCGUAAACUUGUGAAGCGCGUGGGUUAUCACGAAUGGAAAAUCCAAGAUUUCAUGCCACUUAUUGAUGUUUCCGACUUGAUUGAAGGCAAGCCAACGUUUCUUGAAUCGCUGAGCUUUUCCGUAGAUGACACAGUAAAAAAUUCAUGGUGUCUAAGAUUGGGUUUCACCGGAGAACGACCCGGCAGUAAGGAUUGGGUAUCAAUAUCAUUAUCUACAACUAACGAUACAGAACCAGUAAGAGCAAUGGGUUCAUUAUUUAUUUUGAAUAACAAAAAAGAAAAGAAAUUCACUCAAUGCUUUAAUAAUAUCGAUAAAAGUUCUCACAUCGCUUGGUACUCAAAAAAGUUCCUAGAAAUAAAAAAAAUGUUGGAUAAUAAGGAUGAAUUUUUGCCAAAUAAUCAGCUGACUAUUGGUACCGAAGUUGUUAUUUACGAUUUCACUGUGGCGCCAAUUAGUAUUCAAGAUUUAUCGAAACCUGCAAAGCAUUCAAUUUAUGAUGAUUUAAAUCAACUUCUUGUUAACAAACUGGGUAGUGACGUUACUUUGGUUGCGGGUAAUAAAGAGUUUAAAGCUCAUAAACCCAUUUUAAUGGCUCGUUGUCCAGAGUUUUUCCGAAUUUUCACCAUCAAUGAGCUCAACGGGAUUAACGAAAGUAGAAUUAUUGUACCAAAAAUGGAUCCGAAAAUAUUUGAAAUGAUAUUGGAGUUUAUCUACACUGAUAAAGUCAGUGACGUGGAAAAUAAUGUUGUCAUGCUACUGGAAGUUGCGGAUAAAUAUCAGCUACUGCCACUGAAAGAGCUGUGCCAAGAGUUGCUUUUGAAAUCCCUUGAUAUAGACAACGCUAUUCAAAUUAUGGACUUGGCUUAUCGCAGUAAUGCUCACCACUUAUUGGAACUUGCUACUGAGCUUAUUAUAAGCAACAUUACACGUGUUAUGAAAACUCCAGUUUAUAGUGAAGUCACAAACUCAAAUCCAUUUAUUUCGUCAAUUCUUGUUGAAAGACUCGCGUCCAUGAUUCCGGGUGCUGGUUCAUUAUAAAUUAGAUGUUUUCGAUUCAGAGAUUUAUUGAGACUAAAAAUUUGAAGAAAUUCAAUACGAAGACUGCUCAAGAAUUAAAAUAAUGAAGCUUUAAUUAUAUUUACUCACCUAGCAUACAUAAAUAUAUCAUAGUUUUGAUAAGAAUUACUAUUAUGACGUAUUCUAUUAAUGACUAAAAACAAAUAGUAAAUUUGUUAUUUUUUUCGAUGUAAAAUAAAGUAAAUAAAUACUUUUUUUUUACUAUCUAUAUAAAUUUACCAAAAUUACUUUUGGGAUUAAUUUAAAUGAUUAAUUAACAAUAUAAAAUUAAUGAAAAAUUUACUAAUAAACGCAUUAGGUACAAAAAAAAAAAUUUGUACACUCUAGGGUAGAGGUGCCGUUUUUGGCCGCUUUGGGACCAGAUUUAGACUUGGAAAAUUAAAAUAAAGUAAUUUGUAAACCACGCAAUAGCAAUUAAGUUUUUAAAUGUCUCCAAAGAUAUCUUUGUCGAUAAUUAAAAUAAAGUAUUAAAUGUCUAUAAAUAGCGCAGUGGUCACAAAUGGUACUUCUACCCUAUACUUCUUUAGAUUAGGAGAUGCAAAAUCUUAAUUGUUUUAAAAUUAAGGUAGUUUGGCACUCCCAGCUUUCAAACUUGACCCCCAAUUUUUUUAUUUUAUUUAUUUAAAAGAUUAUGGUUUUAAGUACCGGAGGAAAAAAAAUCAGAAUUUUUUACCACGUGCAAUUUAAGAGAUACAAUAAAUUACAAUCAUGUAAUUAUACACGGGUUCUUAAGGUUGUCUUCGUUCAAUUUUACCGGAAAUCAAUGAUCUGUGAGAAAUUCUCGAACUUGACCGACAGAAAAAAAACUUUUUAUGAGACAUUUUGAUAUCUAAGGCUGUGUAUUAUUAUUUUUGUAUCCCUUAUUUCAUUUCUUUUCAUCUCAUUACUUUACUUUGUAUUAUUAACAUUAUAUUAUAUAAUUUACGUUAUAUUCGAUACCCUAUAUAUUACAUAUAUUUAUCACACUAUUGUUCAUAUUAGACAUAGAAUGUGAUUUUCCUGUUAUAAUGUUGGCCAAAGCCGUAUAAUAAUUAUUGUUUUGUUUGGAAUUUUCUGUUACCAGAUUGUAAUUAUAAUAGAUUUGUAUUUUAAUACUAUUAUGUAUCUGGCCCUGUUAUUGGCGUAAGCUGUUGGGAUAUAA
Molecule: messenger RNA, 2417 nt
Organism: Microplitis mediator
Lineage: Eukaryota; Metazoa; Arthropoda; Insecta; Hymenoptera; Braconidae
Product: TD and POZ domain-containing protein 1-like
Exons: 3
Coding region: 185-1237 (350 amino acids)
Biological process (GO): regulation of proteolysis; proteasome-mediated ubiquitin-dependent protein catabolic process
Cellular component (GO): cytoplasm
Molecular function (GO): ubiquitin protein ligase binding
Source: RefSeq, a predicted model, not a curated record